AUGAAAUAUUUCCUAUUCGGGGCUCGUCUAGGCCGCACUUCCUCUUUUCUGGCCAAAUCCGAGAUUUAUGAAUCGUUGCCUUUAACAUUUGGCACCUUAGUUGGCAAACCGUUCCGCUGCAACAUGUCCAAAAUAGAUGAUACAACCCAAGAGCGGUUUACCCCAUACUGUGCAUCGAUAAGGAGGAAUCCUGAAAAAUCCGUUGGGGAGCAGCUUGUUCUGCCAAAAUGCAAGAUGCCUACUCGUGCCGAAAUCGAACCGGUCGAGUUGUUUGUGGCCAGUGCAGUGCAACAACAGUACGAAUCUGGGGAUGGUACCAAUCCAACUGAGAACUACAGCGCAUUAAUUGAUCCUUUUCUAGUAAGAAAAGAUCUCGCUAUGAUCCACCGCAUUCUUUUGGCUCUGCGUACUUCGGGGCAUGGCGCAACAUUGAAUCGUCUAGCUUCUUCGGCGCGGCAUGCCCGACUUAUUCACCAUAUUAUUCGAUUGAAUCCCUUUCGACUACCGUGUCCCGCAGAAUCGCAAUCUUCAAUGGACGACUAUGUGGACUAUGAUAUCGCUGAUGCGCAACUGCAUCUUAUGAUGGCUUUGGUGUCGGCAAACUCAGUUUUUAUGAUACCCAUCCUUACCUCGCUUUGGUCAAUGUUAUCGUUUGAAAGUGUUGACGCACCCUUCGAACAAACGCAACGGCUUCAUGCUGCAAUGGCCACAAUUGUUCGACUUUGCCCAAAGGCAAAAAAGGUGGUUAGAUAUGUCCCCGCCAUGGAAGCACAGGUUCUCGAGUUUUUGAUUGAGAAAAGUUUAGAAAUGGACGUCGAGAUAAAAAUUGACGAAGGUGGGGAAGCUGAAAUCGACACGGACUACAGUGUUUUUCAAUUGGACAUGGACUCCGAUGCACAUUCAUUGCGACGGAGGCAGCUAAAUGAAGUGAAUGUACAGGAAAGUAUCGUGAAUGAUAUGGCCGAAAAGCUCGACUCCUUGAUGUUUCUUUUGCUUGAGUAUGUCGAGCAAAGCUGUGCUGGCAAUGCAGAUCUCAUUCGUGAGAAAUAUCGCAUUCUUGCCCAAUUUUUUGAAUCCUCCAUUAUCAUUACGCACAAGUCUAAGUUUGUACAGUUUUUGAUAGUGCACGUUUGUGGCCUGGAAAACAAGGCGCUGGAAUCAGCAUCUUGCCAAAACGACCAGUCCCCAGCGAUACUCUAUCGAAAGUUUGCGAGCAGUCUUAUUCAUGUGAUUGUAGAUCCCUACCGUGCGACGGUUACUCGACAAGCAGCUGCUUGUUAUUUGGCGUCGUUUGUCAGUCGAGCUUCGUUUGUUUGCGAAGAAACUUGCUGUGAAUCGGUCUGUGCUCUUUUGCGAUGGGGUGAAGCAUAUAUGCAGUCAUUGGACUCGCUUUCGGUUCACGCAGCUGAUGCACGAGAGCAAUGCAAUUUUCACUCAUUGUUUUACACGAUUAGUCAAGCAGCAUUUUACAUCAUGUGUUUUCGAGGGGUGGAAGCUAUUGAGUUUUAUCGAAAAUCUACGAAACCAUCGAGCGAUGGUUUUGCCCAACCAGAGCAUCUCGAUAUUUCACCUGAGCGAUGGACGAGUCUCUGCUCGCAUCCACUACAGCCCCUUCGUUACUGCUUGGAAAGCGUGCGUAAUGAGUUCCUGGAGUUGUCCAAGUUUUGCCACCUCAUCAAUGCAAUUGUCUAUUGUCAACUAGCACAAGACGAGAACAAUGUUGUCAAGCGCAAUAAAAGGCAGGUAACUCCUAUCGCAACACCGGCUACAUUGGAAAAGGAACGCCUUAGUGGCGGCGUUGGAGGUUUGGGAAAAGGUACCAAUCCUCUUGAUUCUUUCUUUCCAUUUGACCCGUAUUUGCUGCGGAAAUCACAUGUUUUCGUGGACCCAUUUUAUAAUCAUUGGAACGGUUCAAUCACGGAGCGGUUUAUGAAAGACGAAGACAGCGUCUUGAAUCCCUCGGAUGAGCAACAUGUGGAUGACGACGAAUCUGACAACAAAAAGGGUAGCAUUGCGGAUGGUGUGAGCCAUGAUGAUUUCGAUAAUGAAAUUGUGACGAAAUCGUUUCAGCCUAUGAGUCUUGGCUCAGAAUUCGGGCCAGCAAGCGCUUCGAGUAGAUCAACUGUUUCCACUGAAAGCUCAUCAAACGUCCCUUUCAAGCGAGAUUCUUCGCGAGAACCAUGGACCGAUACUAUGAAAAGAUCCAGGGCUCCGAGCAUGGAAAACGGUAGCUGGUAAAUGAAUUGCUUAGGCAUAGAAGGUUUAUGUUACUUCU
Phaeodactylum tricornutum CCAP 1055/1 is the source of this 2275-nucleotide messenger RNA. RefSeq lists its product with no specific name. The record is from RefSeq and is a predicted model, not a curated record. The transcript is spliced from 4 exons. The coding region runs from base 1 to 2238 and encodes 745 amino acids. Gene Ontology annotation, biological process: transcription initiation at RNA polymerase I promoter. Gene Ontology annotation, molecular function: RNA polymerase I general transcription initiation factor activity; RNA polymerase I core binding. Gene Ontology annotation, cellular component: nucleus. NCBI's taxonomy places the organism in Eukaryota, Bacillariophyta, Bacillariophyceae, Surirellales, Neidiaceae.